GAAAGGAAUUACGGUCUGCAGAUUUCGGUAAAAUCCCAAAAAGGAGACAGACGGACAGGCCGAAGAAUUAAUACAUAACACGGCCCUUUGGCUGAAUUGGGAAAUCCCGAGGUUCUUUGGCCUCAGCACUGAUUGCGUAUAAAGUCCUGCUGUCUUUCCAUAUCUAACUUGGUCCUUAAUCCAUCUUUCGUUUUCUCAUUAUCACAGACAAUAUGUCCCUCUCUAACCGUCAGGUCAUCUACGCAAAUACGCCCUCGCCGGCCAUCAACCCCUCGUUGGACAACGGCACCUUCAAGCUAAACACCACCUCCCUCCCCAACGGCCGCAAUGAAUCCAUCCCCCAGGACAAAGUCCUCGUUCGCGUACACUAUCUCUCCCUCGACCCCGCCAUGCGCCAAUGGCUCACAGCCAAACGCUCCUACAUUGCUCCCGUCGAGCGCGGCAGCGUCAUGCGCGGCCAGAGCAUCGCCCAGGUCGUAGCCGUGGGCGCGGACCUCACAUCCCAAUACGCCUCGGGUGACUGGGUCGUUGCGUACUCGGGCUGGCAGGAGUAUGCGCUUCUGGGGGCUAAGGAGGCGCAGAAGGUUACCGUGCCGGCUGGUGGUCGGCCUACGGACGCCAUGUCUGUUCUGGGCAUGACGGGUCUCACGGCGUACUUUGGUAUGUUGGAGGUUGGGCAGCCGCAGCCUGGGAAUACGGUUGUUGUGUCUGGUGCGGCUGGUGCGACAGGUAUGGUUGCCGGACAGAUUGCGAAGAUCAAGGGUGCGAAGCGCGUUGUUGGAUUGGCUGGCAGCGCAGACAAGUGUGACUUCUUGGUUAAGGAGUUGGGCUUUGAUGCUGCUGUUAACUACAAGGAUGCGGAUUGGAAGAAGCAGUUGAAGGAGGCUACUCCGGAGUAUAUUGAUGUGUUCUUCGACAAUGUGGGAGGUGAGAUUCUCGAUGCUUGUCUGGCACGCGCGGCUCGCGAUGCUCGGUUUGCCAUUUGCGGUGCCAUCAGUCAAUACAAUGCUGCCAAGCCGCAGGGUCCGGCCAGUUUCAUGACGGUUAUUUCGCAACGAGUCACCAUGAAGGGAUUUAUCGUGUUCGACUACGCAAAGAAAUACUCUACAGCCCUUAAUGAUCUGGCGACGUGGUUGUCGCAGGGUAAACUCAAACGCAGGGAGCACAUCGUCCCCGGAGGUCUGGAGGCGGCACCACGGGCAUUGGUGAACUUGUACGAGGGCGCAAAUACGGGCAAGAUGAUGGUUGAGGUUACUCCAGUUGAGGAGAAGGCUCGACUGUGAGCGUGAUUGUAUAUUAAUCGUAAUGUCCGAAUCCAAGUAUACCCGUCGACGUCAUACUGAUCCAAGCGGAUUGAUACUGAACAAGAACUACAUAAAACCGCGUGGUUUAUUCAAUUUAAUUUUUCUGUAUUC
Molecule: messenger RNA, 1415 nt
Organism: Aspergillus glaucus CBS 516.65
Lineage: Eukaryota; Fungi; Ascomycota; Eurotiomycetes; Eurotiales; Aspergillaceae
Product: NADP-dependent oxidoreductase
Exons: 2
Coding region: 213-1283 (356 amino acids)
Molecular function (GO): oxidoreductase activity, acting on the CH-CH group of donors, NAD or NADP as acceptor
Source: RefSeq, a predicted model, not a curated record